Messenger RNA from Pedinophyceae sp. YPF-701, 1362 nucleotides. The record is from the annotation of a GenBank genome assembly. NCBI's taxonomy places the organism in Eukaryota, Viridiplantae, Chlorophyta, Pedinophyceae.
AUGAGUCCAAAGGUGACCUACUUCUACGACGCCGACAUCGGCAACAACUACUACGGGCCCGGGCACCCGAUGAAGCCCCACCGCAUCAGGAUGGCGCAUUCCCUGAUCCUGCACUACGGCCUCUACCGCGACCUGGAGGUCUUCACUCCCUGCAGGGCGACCGAGGAGGACAUGAUGCGCUUCCACAGCGAGGAGUACAUCCAGUUCCUCAAGACCGUGAUGCCGGACGACGAGAUCAGCCCCGAGGACCGCAAGAAGUACGGCGUGGGCGACGACUCCCCGGUGUUUGAGGGGCUGUUCAACUACUGCUCGUCGUACGCGGGGGGCUCGAUCGGGGGCGCGGUGCGGCUGAACCACGAGGCGACGGAGCUGGCGGUGAACUGGUCGGGCGGGCUGCACCACGGCAAGAAGGGCGAGGCGUCGGGGUUCUGCUACGUGAACGACAUUGUGCUGGCCAUCGUGGAGCUGCUCAAGUACCACCGGCGCGUGCUGUACAUCGACAUCGACAUCCACCACGGCGACGGCGUCGAGGAGGCGUUCUACCUCACCGACCGCGUGAUGUGCGUGUCCUUCCACAAGUACGGGGACUUCUUCCCGGGCACGGGCGACGUGGACGAGGUCGGCGACGGGCCCGGGCGGUACUACUCGAUCAACGUGCCGCUCAAGGAGGGUAUGGACGACCGGUCGUACGAGUACGUGUUCAAGCCCGUCAUGCAGCGCGUGAUGGACACGUACCAGCCCGAGGCCAUCGUGUUCCAGGCGGGCGCCGACAGCCUCUCGGGGGACCGCCUGGGGUGCUUCAACCUGUCGAGCGCGGGCCACGCGGAGUGCCUGCGCUUCAUGAAGACCUUCGGGCGCCCGAUGCUCGUCCUGGGCGGCGGCGGGUACACGGUCAAGAACGUGGCGCGCUGCUGGGCCUUCGAGACGGGCGUGCUCAUGGGGCGCGAGAUGGGCGACCGGCUGCCCCCGAACGCGUACUACGAGUUCUACAAGCCCGACUACGCCCUCCAGGUCCACGCGUCGCAGAAGUUCGAGAACCGCAACACCGUGCCCGAGCUCGACCUCAUCAAAACCACCCUCUUCCGACACCUCGCCAACGUGCGCCCCGCGACCUCGCUCGGGUUCGCACCGCGCCCCGAGGACGCCGUGGCCGCCGCCGACAUCCAGGACAACAAGGCCUGGGCCGACGAGCAGCAGGACAAGAACCCGGACGAGCGCCCCCCGCUGAUGCCCGGGGGCCUCCCGGACGAGGACGACAUGGAGGCUCCGGACGACAAGCCGGACCGGCAGGACCAGGCGUUCGGGGGGGGCGGCGCGGAGGCGGCCGCGGGGCAGGACACGGGCAUGUCCAUCGACACGUAG